GUCAGACUGAUGGCAAAAAAACAAAACAAUAACUGAAAUGUGACCAAAACUACGUCACUGCAAAUUAACAUGCAAUACAACCUUUGAAAUCGGCAAAUGUGCAAUAUUAUGUCUCUCUUAUUAUUUUUGCACUGUUUCUAGCUCUCUGUGUACCAACUCACAUCUUUUUUGUACUUAACAGUAUUAAUAUUAUUAUUUUCUGGUGUAUUAUAGACUUCUCUAUCCAUGUCCUGCGAUUCUUCUUUCUUUUCCCUAAUCUAAACCGUGACUCUGAGAGUUUUGCACAAGAAUUCCAAUUUGUUUCAAUGUAAGUUGACGCCUACAUGUUACUAAAACGUCUGGUUGAGGACUUCCCGAGCUGCUUGCAUCAUCUCAUCUACUUUCAUGACAAACAAAACUGCCGCCCUGAAAUAGAUGAAUACGUAGCAUAAAGCUGAAGCUCAAUUGGGUUCAAAUUAAAUGUUGACUGCAGGACUGCAGUAACCUCCUGUGCAGCCGCACUCUGUCCUCCUCUCUCACAGUUUCAUCAUCCGUCCUGCAGGUCUGCCCCCCCCCUGCCGCUCUGGCUGACCUGCCUGCUUGCUCCAGGUUGCUGGUUCAAAUGGACCUUGGUGCCGCUCAGCUGUUCUGUGUCGCCUGGUUCCUGGAGAGCGUCCUGGCCCUGGUGUGUGUCGGAGUGACGGUGACACACAAGGAGCUGAAACUGUGUGAGGAAGAUGAGCGAGUGUGCGUCAGCGACCUCAGGGACUGUGGAGCGCACCCACCUCCAUCCCUGCAGCAGAACCUGAACAUGUCCUGUUACUACCAGCAGUCUGCAGACGAUACCAGUUCCAUAAGCUGUGAGUGGAGUGAGGAGCUGGGCUCUCACAGCUCUGACGUCUCUCUGACCUUCAGCAGACGGAACAAAGUCAUAUCGUGUCAGGGCAUCUUCAACCCACUGGCUGUCUUCAGCGUCACGGCUAGGAUAAAGAACCCGCUGACCGGGACAGAGAUCUGGUCUCGGCCUCAGACUGUGUCUCACCCUAAAGAGAAACCCUUUCCACCUGUGGUAACUGUGCUGGCCUCCACCCACGACUCGCUUGUUGUGUCCUGGAAAAGCAACACAUAUGGGAACUGUCAGCUUCGUCAUAGACCCAGCAGGACGCCGGCGUGGACACAGGUUCCAGAUUUCUUCUCGAUCCAUUCGGGCCAGAACCUGAACUUCAGCAUCACAGGCCUCUCACCUUUCACAGAGUACAGAUGUGCUGUGGCCUGCAGAGGGGACUCCGGCAUCUGGAGUGACUGGAGCUCUGACGUCAGAGGAAAGACACUGGACAAAGAACCGUCCAGGCUGGCAGAGGUCUGUUACCGUGUGGAGGAAACCACGUCUAGAGAAGCUCUCCGUCUUCAUCUGGUCUGGAAGGCUGCAAACCCUCAAAAGGGCGAAGGUCGCGUUUUGUGGUAUGAGCUGAGCGUGGAGCCGGGCGGAAAAACUCGAAACAUCACAGAGACAACAGCACUCCUGGUGGUCAAAGAGGGAAACUACAGCGUCUCUGUUCGUGGCUUCAACACAGCUUGUUCUGGUCCAACAACACAUGUGCAGAUAGACACACAGAGACGGAGCAAUCCCCCCUCUGUCAGGAACCUGUGGGUGAUCAGCUGUUAUCCAGAGAACCGUACGCUUCAGGUGGAGUGGGAGAUCAGCGCUGCAGUGAGCCAUGUCAUCGUCCAGCUGCGCUCCGACGCCAGUCCGUCCACCAGCCGAUGGCUCAGAGUCCACGGGUCCACCACCUCUGCUGGUCUGCCAGACGUUGAAGCUGAUGAGUCGUACCAGGUCACCGUGUUCCCCGUCCAGAACCAGCAGUGUGGACCGGCCCGGUCUCUGAGCGCCAGUCUGCCGCAUGGAGCACUGAUAGAGGCGGUUGGCCUGAAGGUCCUCAGAGUGACAGAAGCAGAGGUCACCAUCAAGUGGGCGUGGCAGCCCAAGUCUGGACCAAUCAGAGUGAGCAGAUACAUGGCGGCACUGCGAGGAGACCCACACAGCAGAGCUUGGAGAUUAUUUCCGGACGAGAACCAGCACACCUUUGUCAACCUGACCCCCGACACAGAGUACACCGUCCUGCUGCUGGCUGACAGCCGUCCCGUGAGCUAUGUGGCUGUGAAAACAGAUCUCAGUCAGGGGCCGGGCGCCGUGGCGAUUGCGACUCCUCUGCUGCUGGCGGUCGCUCUCUUGAUCCUGUCCGUUCUGUCCAGGACUGUGUUCAGGUCCCUCUGCUUCCCGCCUGUGUCGAGCCCUCGAGGAAGCACAGCCGGCCUCUGGCUGAUGAACUCAGACCGGCAGAUGUUCACUGGGAGCAUCCUGGACACUGCAGACUUCCAGGUGACGGAAGCUCUUGCAGAGAAGACGCUGUUUUCUGUUGACCUGAGCGUACAUCGACCCUCUGAAGAAGCCCUGGAUGAAGACUUCUCUCCAGCGGCGGUCAGCAGCCGCCAUGACCAGCUGCCGGCGCUCUCACUGUUUGCUGCGCAGAUCACAGAUGAGACUGCCGAGCAUCUCCAUCAGCGUGAAUAUGACCUCUGUCGGUCUCAGGAAGACGAAGAGGGUUGUCCGUUUCGUGAACUCCUGCUUGAUGGAUUCUGCGGUGGCCUGAUGACGGAGACUCUGGGAGGACAGAGCUGCUCUCCUCUCAUGUGUGAGACGGAGUAUCUGUCCAACAGCUGCUUCCAGGUGGAAACGGAAGAUUAGAGCGACCAGAGCGACUGCUCAGGGGAGCCAGUGGAGACCCCUCCUCCCCCAAAUACACCCUGUGAUGCUGCUUUCCAGAACAAGUCAGGAAGAUGAACUGAAAACACAUGUGAAGCAGCUUCUAGAUGUUACCGUCAUGAUGGUAGUUUUAUCUACAUUUUUCUGAUAGCAAUGUGCAGCAAAAAUGGAUUAUUUAGCAUAAAAAGGCUAUCAUAUUAUUUUAGAAAUUACAGCUAUGCUUAAUUUGAUCAGAUAAUGUACCCACUUCUGUGGAACCUGCAGGAAAAUACCAGGAUGCUAACAUUUUUCCAAAGAAGAUGGAACAUUUUUAUUUUUAUGAAUAAACAUGUUUUCUGGUUUCAUAAAACACGUUUGAUGCAAGGCAGCUGGUCUUUUGAGAAUGUGAAGAGGUUAGAGGUCAUUUUGGAUAUGACUCCCACUGUUGUACAGCAGGCGACUGGCAUUUCAUUGCAUUCUGUUUCCAUGGAAUCAAAUCCCAUUUAGAGUUGUACAGGCUACACUGUGUUUUACCUAGGUUAACAUUUUUCAAGCACAAUGAGAAGAGAUUUACGAGGAAAACAUUCACAUGAGGUUAAAAGUGAACUCUAAUGUCUGAGAGUAAAUGCGAGCAGAGAUCCAGAGACAGGAGUAGGGAUUUGGCGAGACAUUUACAAGUUACAGCAUUUAAAGACCCACUCCGAGGAAAAGGAUGUUUUUGACAUGUUCUGCUUUUUUCUGAUGAAGGACAAACAUAAAGAAACUUAAGCCUAAAAA
This is a messenger RNA of Oryzias latipes (Japanese medaka), 3499 nucleotides long. RefSeq names its product interleukin-6 receptor subunit beta. The record is from RefSeq and is a predicted model, not a curated record. Gene Ontology annotation, molecular function: protein binding. Lineage: Eukaryota; Metazoa; Chordata; Actinopteri; Beloniformes; Adrianichthyidae.